AUGACAAGUACGAAUUCAAAGCCUCUAUUUAAGUUGAGAACAGAUAUAACUGGUAUUGCAAAGUCACGAGCCAAGCCUUUGUCUGUUGAAGAAAUACCUGAAAGAAAUAACAAUAAUACACGCUCAGUAGUCAAUGAUGAGUCCCAUCUAUUCUUAGGAUUUGAUAACUCCAAGCUAUUGACAGAAAACGAAAAAUUUAGAAUUAAGCAAUUACCAACUGAAUUAUCAUCAUUUCAGAAUAAUACAUCUCAACAGCAACUAACAGCUUACAGAGCUACAAUAGACCCAACUUGUGGAAAGGCUUUUUUAAAUGAUAACAAUGAUUUAUAUAUUUGGAACCUCAAUUCUAAUGAGAAAAAUCCCAAUUUUGCUAAAAUCCCCCUAAACAAUAAUAAUACCAUUCAAGAAGUAAAUGAUAACUUCACACCUCCAUUGUGUCUGUUUGUUUGUUCUGCUACAGCCGAUGAUAAUUUCAAUGCUAAUUUUAUAGAUGGUUCAUUAGGUACGAAACCUGCCAACUCUACAACCACAGGCAUAGUAUAUUUUACCCAAGAGUCUCAAGUUGUAUACUAUGAAGAUAUUGAAUCUGUGAACAAUUUGUCUGCCGAAUUAUCAAGGACAAAAGCACAUGUUUUAGAUUUAAGAUUGAAAGAUAAUGAAAAAAUAGCGUCUGCCAUUUCGGUUGAACCUGCAGGUACUAUAAUUUCUACAACAUUAGGCCGUGUAUGUUUCAUUACUUUGCGCGACUCAAUGGGAAAACCAAAUUUAAGGAUAGCUAAGCAAUUAAUGAAUCCAACUCGUGGUCUUUUCAGUUCUUUUAAUUUUUCGUUUAAUACUGGUGGUAAAAAAACUAAGAAUAAUAUCAUUUCAUUAAGAAGAGGUCCAAUCUUGGGAAAAGGUGAAACUUUAGUCUACAUCACAACAUCCUCAGGUGAUUUAGUUACUUGGCAAAUAUCAUUAACUUCAUCCAAUUGUUUCAAAAGAUCACAUAUAAAUAUUUAUACAGAUAUCAUGGAUUCACUUUCAAGUUUGUAUCCUUUUGCCACAUCUUCUUUGCAGAUCUUAGACUCACAUCCGUUGUUUAAGGAUGAUUCAUCAAUACAUCUAAUACUAUCUUCAAUAUCACAUUACGAUGAUUUCGGUCAUGAAAUAUUUUAUUAUAUUCUGUCAACAGUUCAGAUUAAUGAAAAAGCCAAUUCAGCUACUAUAUUCUCGACUUAUAGAUUAAAUACUUAUACAUCUUCAGUAUUGCCAACGAAUCCAACGUUAUACGUUUCUGCUUCACUACAGGAAGAACCUUCUUCCGUACUAUCGAUAUUUGUUAUAUUUGAUGAUGUAAUUGUGUUGUUACAAAUGAAUUCAAAAAUAGAUUCAAACUUCCACUUAAGAAGAAAAUUCGAGGAUAUUAUAAGAUUUAGAAAAGAUAUCAGGAUUAUUGGGUCCGGCUUUGGCUCAGAUACUUUAUAUUUAAUUAAUAAUUAUAUGGGUGUGCUAAAAAUCGAAUUAUUGCCAUCAUCCUCUCUAGGUAUACAAAGUGAAUCUUCAAGUAGCGAUUUGGAUCAAAAUAUUAGAUUCGUUAAAUCACAUAUCACUCAGUCCAUUUAUUUCUCCAAGAGGAUGGACGAUAAUCCAGUUGACUUUAAUUUACCGAAUAACAUUUCUCUGCUACCUGAAGAGAUUGAAAAUGAUCUUUUUUUGGUGAGCGAUGAGCUCUUUUAUUCUACAGGAAAAUAUAUUCCUCCCUUGAUGAAUUCAUUACAACAACAUUUAGCUGAAAGAAUUAAUUAUUACGAAAAUCUAUUACUAUUUAUUAGAUUUAAUUUCAAAUACAAGGUAUCCCCUUCAUCAAUAUUAAAUUUAAUUGAAAAAUUUGAAAUAAUGAAAUGCUGUCAAAGAUUUAUUAAAAUUAUUACAGAGCAGAAUAACCAGUUUUUAAGUGUCUGGCAAAGAAUUUUGAAUUCGCACAGUAUAUCUGAAGAAGAACUAAUUAUUCAUCAACUAAAUAGAUUUCCAUCACUGUUUUCUAAUUUUUUGAAGGAAUUGAUUAUUGAGAACUUUUCAAACACUUCACUUGAUCACAAGAAUUCCUUGGUUGAUUUAAUAAAUGAUUGCAUAUUCCAGAACAUCUUAGAAGACUGUGAGAAAAAAUUAAGAUAUGAUUUAUUUGAGUUAGAUAAUAAAGAAUUGGGUACAUUAUUACCAUGGUUUAUUAAUGAAAAUAAUUGUCAGGCUAUUAAUAGACUAUUAUUUGAUUAUAAAUUUUCACUGAAUAAAACUAAUACAAGCCCUGACAAUGCAACAGUUGAGCAUAUUAAUAAGCAAUUUUUGUCAUUAAUUAAGAUACUAUAUUAUUUUUUUAAUCAAUCCAAAUUAUGGUUUGCGUUACAUGAUAAAGCAACUAGCAAUAAUGUUGAUGGAAAUCCUUUAAAUGCGUUAUAUGAAGCAAACCAUUUAUUAUGGAAUGAAAUUUUAUGCGAACUUAAUCUAAAAGAUGAAUCUUUACAAAUUACUGAAUUUUAUGGUGACUUAGAAUCACUGGUGCAUACUUUAGACAAAAUCGAUAAAGAAAUAUCACAAGAAAUUUAUAUUCAUUAUUUUGACAAAUUUGGCUAUCUAUUUGCAUCUACUUUAUUCAAAUAUUAUAUUGAUAAUAAUGGUGUGAAUACUGGUAAUACUGGCACAGCUAGUAAUUUAUCGGAUCUUUUUUAUAGGUUUCCUGACCAACAACAAUUCAGGAUUCAAUUUUUUAAUGACUACCCUCAAUAUGCCAAUAUUAAAUGGAUUCAACAAAUUAUGGAUAAUGAAUAUAGUGCAGCAUCUAAUACAUUAUAUUCAAUCACUACCAAUGAUAUUGGUUCAAAUCAAAAUAAGAUCACUAAUGUUGAAGAUCGUCAAAUAUAUUUGAAUAUUAGUAAAUUAAGUGCAUUAGCUGACGUCAAUAUAGGAAAUUCAUCGGCCGUAACAAAUAACCAAGUGAUGGCAUUGACAAAAAUUCAAGAAAAUUUAGAUAUAAUUGAUGGUCAACAAUAUCUAUAUGAAAAUAUUAAAAUAGAGAAUAUUAGAAUGAAUGAAAAAUACAAGGGAACAGAACUAAAUGAAUAUUUCAACGAUAUCGUUGCAAAUAUCAAAACUCGAACUUCUAUCACCGCUUCUAAAUUGAUUGAAUUUUGUACAAUGCUGAAUGAUUCUGAUAGUUUCUUUUAUGCAUUAAAACUAAUUGCAUCUUGCAAUUAUUCUCUACCAUUUGAAGUAAAAUUAUUUUUAGUUUCACUGGUAUGGAGAAGGUGUAUUCUUCUAAAAUCUUUCGAUGAUACUAUUAUUAAUGAGGAUUCUGAUGAUGCAAAAAUUAUUAGCAUGCCAUUGUAUAAAGUAUUGCAUCGUUACUUCGAUGAAGAAUUAUAUAAUGCUGACGUCCAAUUACCAGAUUGCUAUCUAAUAGUUGAUGAGUCACUUAUGACCUCAGAUUAUUGUAAACACGUUUACACAACUGCAAAGACUGCUUCUGAAUUAUCUGGAAUCCAGCAUACUCUGAAAUUAGAAUAUCAGUCUCUGAAAAAUAUUCCAAAUCUUGAGUCUAAGAUAAAUGCUACAUUAGGGCUUGCAAACAAAAAUUCAGGUGACAAAUGUGUCAUUAAUUAUGAAAACUAUAUGCUUGUAACAAGACGUUAA
Messenger RNA from Henningerozyma blattae CBS 6284, 3669 nucleotides. RefSeq names its product Nup133p (gene NUP133). Gene Ontology annotation, biological process: poly(A)+ mRNA export from nucleus; transcription-dependent tethering of RNA polymerase II gene DNA at nuclear periphery; protein import into nucleus. NCBI's taxonomy places the organism in Eukaryota, Fungi, Ascomycota, Saccharomycetes, Saccharomycetales, Saccharomycetaceae. The record is from RefSeq and is a predicted model, not a curated record. Gene Ontology annotation, cellular component: nuclear pore outer ring. Gene Ontology annotation, molecular function: structural constituent of nuclear pore; protein binding. The transcript has a single exon. The coding region runs from base 1 to 3669 and encodes 1222 amino acids.